Molecule: messenger RNA, 1122 nt
Organism: Dama dama (fallow deer)
Lineage: Eukaryota; Metazoa; Chordata; Mammalia; Artiodactyla; Cervidae
Product: olfactory receptor 2H2-like
Exons: 2
Coding region: 1-1122 (373 amino acids)
Biological process (GO): G protein-coupled receptor signaling pathway
Cellular component (GO): membrane
Molecular function (GO): olfactory receptor activity; G protein-coupled receptor activity
Source: RefSeq, a predicted model, not a curated record
AUGGUAGUCAGGCUAAAGGAGACAGAUGACUAUUUCAUCCUGCUUUCUUAUAUGUCUCAAAUUCAUCUCAGCAACACUGCUUUACCUCAGCUGCAGCAGCUUAUUCCAGAGGCAGCAGCUGACUCCGGUGAUAGUCUAAUUGAUGUUCUUGCUUCUUGCAGUCCCAGAUGGGCACUAGAUGGACAUGUCAAUGGCACCAUCCCAGAUGACUUCAUCCUUUUGGGCUUUUCAGAUAACCCUAGCCUUGAAAUGACCCUUUUUGUGACUGUGUCUAUCUCUUACAUGGUCACACUAGUGGGCAACACCACAGUCAUACUUCUGUUCCACCUAGACCCCCACCUCCACACCCCCAUGUACUUCUUCCUCACCAACCUCUCCAUUCUGGACCUCUGUUUCACCACCAGCUGCAUUCCCCAGAUGCUAGUCCAUCUCGGGGGCCCAGACAAGACCAUCAGCUACCUGGGAUGUGCAGUCCAGCUCUAUAUCUUCUUGGGACUGGGAGCUGCUGAGUGUGUGCUGCUGCUGGUCAUGGCCUUCGACAGAUAUGUGGCAGUGUGCCGACCCCUACACUAUACAGUCAUCAUGCAGCCUCACGUGUGUCACAAGCUAGCAUUCUUGGUCUGGGCAAGUGGGAUAUUUGGCACCUUGGUGCAGUCACCCACCACCAUGAAGCUCCCCUUCUGCCAUCAUCACCGGGUGGACGACUUUGUCUGUGAAGUCCCUGCACUGAUCCGUCUGGCCUGUGGGGACACACACUCCAAUGAGCUCCAGAUUUCUGUUAUUGGCUCUGUCUUCCUGAUGGUGCCACUCCUGCUCAUCCUUAUCUCCUAUGGUCACAUUACCCGGACGGUGCUGGCCAUCCAGUCCCAUGAAGGGAGGAGGAAGGCCUUCCAAACCUGUUCUUCUCACCUGGUCGUUGUUUUUCUCUUCUACUGCACUGUCACUGCUGUCUACAUCCAGCCCCGAAGCCAUUUUUCCCAGAAGGGAGGAAAGUUUCUAACUCUUUUCUACACUGUGGUGACCCCCACUCUCAACCCUCUCAUCUAUACCUUGAGGAACAAGGACAUGAAGGGGGCUCUCAAGAGGCUAUUUGGGAAAGACAGAACAUCCAAUGUGCAAUAA